Messenger RNA from Cicer arietinum (chickpea), 1232 nucleotides. Its product is annotated as protein LATERAL BRANCHING OXIDOREDUCTASE 1-like. The record is from RefSeq and is a predicted model, not a curated record. Lineage: Eukaryota; Viridiplantae; Streptophyta; Magnoliopsida; Fabales; Fabaceae.
AGAUGGCAGAAUCGGCGGGUUCAGUAGAGGCAGAGAAUAGAGAUAAUGGGUAGUAAAUCAGUGCAAGAGCUUGCGUUGAAUCCUGAAAAUCUGCCAAAUAAUUACAUCUAUGAGGAUGGUGGUGUUGGAUUUCGUGAUGCACUUCUUCCUUCAGAAUCAGAUAUUCAUAUUCCAGUUAUUGACAUUCACAACCUCACAUCUCCAUCUACAACACAACAACAAGAGCUUCAUAAACUCCACUCUGCACUCUCUUCUUGGGAAUUCUUCCAGGCAAUAAACCAUGGUAUGACAAGCUUGUUUCUUGACAAAGUGAGGGAAAUUUCGAAGCAAUUCUUUGAUCUUCCAAAGGAGGAAAAGCAAAAAUAUGCAAGGGAACCUAACGGCAUUGAAGGAUAUGGAAAUGAUGUCAUAUAUUCACAAAAUCAAAGGCUUGAUUGGACUGACAGAGUAUAUCUGAAGGUACAGCCUGAAGAUCAGAGGAAUUUCAAAGUUUGGCCCCAAAAACCCAAUGACUUCAGGAGUACUAUACUACAAUAUACAGAAAGUUUAAAGCAGCUAAGUGAAGUAAUUUUAAGGGCCAUGGCAAAAUCACUGAACUUGGAAGAGGACUGCUUCGUAAAAGAAUGUGGAGAGAGAGGUUCAAUGUUUUUGAGAUUCAAUUACUACCCUCCAUGUCCUAUGGCUGAUCAUGUUUUGGGCUUAAAGUCACAUGCUGAUGGAUCGACUAUAACUUUUGUGUUGCAAGAUAAAGAGGUAGAAGGCCUCCAAGUCCUCAAAGAUAAUCAGUGGUUUAAAAUUCCAAUAAUCCCUGAUGCUCUCGUGAUUAAUGUUGGUGAUCAAAUAGAGAUAAUGAGCAAUGGAAUUUUCCAAAGUCCAGUACACAGAGUAGUGAUAAAUCCAGAAAAGGAAAGGCUCUCAUUAGCUAUGUUCUGCGUCCCAGAUUCAGAAAAAGAGAUUAAACCAGUUGACAAACUAGUGAACGAGUCUAGGCCAAUAUUAUACAGACCAGUGAAAAAUUAUGUUGAGAUCUAUUUCCAGUAUUACCAGCAAGGGAAAAGGCCAAUUGAAGCUUCCAAAAUUUAAAUAUUGAUGAAGCAUGAUACUUAUCCAAAUCUUGUAAAAUCAAAGAGAAUAAAAAUAAACUAAAAUAAAAUGUGUGUAUCGAAAUAAAAUAAAUGUUUGAUUUGUAUGUGAUAGUUUAAAAGGUGAUUCAUAGUUGCAUUUGUAUGCUA